Echinops telfairi (small Madagascar hedgehog) is the source of this 10419-nucleotide messenger RNA. It is a transcript of the gene FRYL, whose product is annotated as FRY like transcription coactivator. Lineage: Eukaryota; Metazoa; Chordata; Mammalia; Afrosoricida; Tenrecidae. Bases 407 to 9514 code for a protein of 3035 amino acids. Gene Ontology annotation, biological process: cell morphogenesis; neuron projection development. The transcript is spliced from 66 exons. Gene Ontology annotation, cellular component: site of polarized growth; cell cortex. The record is from RefSeq and is a predicted model, not a curated record.
CUGCGGCUCCGUGGCCCCCAGGGCCUGUCACCCACACCUUCCAGGUAGAAAAAUAAAGCUUCUCGAUGGAUCCCUUCCAAAUGUGGUGUUUUUUCUACAAACUCUGUGCCUCAACUGCUGUUGCUAAGUGAUAUUUUGAGCCCAAAGAGCCAAGAACAGCCUCUUACUUCCUGGCCUUUGCAGAUGAGAUACACAGCUGAAGCCAUUGAUUUGAACCUUGGAUGAUUAACACCUAAAUGCUCAAGUCUCCCAACUGUUCAAGAGGCGCACAGCCAAGAUUAGAUGAGCCGGGGUACCACUAAGAAAGGCCUGGCGUGGGGGAUACGCGUCGGCUCCAGUCAGCAGAGUAAGUAAGUGCUGCACUUCUGCCCCCUUUCACUCCCCCGGGCGGGGGAAGAGUGCCAUCAUGUCAAACAUUACCAUCGACCCGGAUGUCAAGCCUGGCGAAUAUGUCAUCAAGAGCCUCUUUGCCGAGUUUGCUAUUCAAGCGGAAAAGAAAAUUGAAGUCGUAAUGGCUGAACCCUUGGAAAAACUGUUGUCCAGAUCUCUUCAGAGGGGCGAAGACCUUCAGUUUGACCAGGUGGUAAGCUCUAUGAGCUCCAUAGCAGAGCACUGUCUCCCCUCCUUACUUCGCACCUUGUUUGAUUGGUACCGACGCCAGAAUGGAGCUGAAGAUGAAUCCUACGAGUAUAGACCCCGAUCUAGCACAAAAUCAAAGGGGGAUGAGCAGCAACGUGAAAGAGAUUAUCUUCUUGAGAGGCGGGACCUAGCCGUCGAUUUCAUUUUUUGUUUAGUGUUAGUGGAAGUUCUAAAGCAGAUUCCUGUGCAUCCCGUGCCUGAUCCUUUAGUUCACGAAGUUCUAAACUUAGCUUUCAAGCACUUUAAACAUAAGGAAGGAUAUUCGGGAACCAACACCGGGAACGUGCACAUUAUCGCAGAUUUGUAUGCGGAGGUGAUCGGGGUUCUUGCCCAAUCAAAGUUUCAGGCCGUGAGGAAGAAGUUUGUGACAGAGUUAAAAGAGCUGCGACAAAAGGAGCAAAGCCCACACGUGGUACAAAGUGUCAUCAGCUUGAUCAUGGGGAUGAAAUUUUUCCGAGUGAAAAUGUAUCCUGUGGAAGAUUUUGAAGCGUCGUUUCAGUUUAUGCAGGAAUGUGCUCAGUAUUUUUUAGAAGUAAAAGAUAAAGAUAUAAAACAUGCACUUGCCGGUUUAUUUGUGGAGAUCCUUAUCCCUGUCGCUGCUGCUGUUAAAAACGAAGUGAACGUGCCCUGUUUGAAAACCUUUGUGGAGAUGCUUUACCAGACGACCUUUGACCUGAGCUCCCGGAAGAAGCACUCAUUGGCUUUGUAUCCACUAAUUACCUGCCUUCUUUGUGUCAGUCAGAAACAGUUUUUUUUAAAUAACUGGCAUAUUUUCCUACAGAACUGUUUGUCACAUUUAAAGAUGCCAUCUAACAACAGUAUCAGAAAACAAAUAGAAACACUCCAGAAUAAAGAUCCUAAAAUGUCUCGAGUUGCACUGGAAUCUUUGUAUAGGUUGUUGUGGGUUUAUGUAAUUAGAAUAAAAUGUGAAAGCAACACUGUAACUCAAAGUCGUCUUAUGAGUAUAGUGUCAGCACUUUUCCCAAAAGGUUCACGUAGUGUGGUUCCUCGUGAUACACCCCUGAAUAUAUUUGUGAAGAUUAUUCAGUUCAUUGCUCAGGAACGUUUGGAUUUUGCAAUGAAAGAAAUAAUAUUUGAUCUUCUUAGUGUUGGAAAAUCUACAAAAACUUUCACCAUCAACCCAGAGAGAAUGAACAUAGGCCUCAGGGUGUUCCUUGUAAUCGCGGACAGUUUGCAACAGAAGGAUGGAGAACCACCCAUGCCAACAACAGGAGUUAUUCUUCCCUCAGGAAAUACUCUACGUGUAAAGAAAAUCUUUCUCAAUAAAACCUUGACAGAUGAGGAAGCAAAGGUCAUAGGAAUGUCUGUUUAUUACCCUCAAGUGAGAAAAGCUUUAGAUAGCAUCCUCAGGCAUUUGGACAAAGAAGUUGGGAGGCCAAUGUGUAUGACCAGUGUGCAGAUGUCUAAUAAGGAGCCUGAAGAUAUGAUUACGGGGGAAAGAAAACCCAAAAUUGAUUUGUUUAGAACAUGUAUUGCUGCUAUUCCACGAUUGAUUCCCGAUGGCAUGAGCAGAACGGAUCUCAUUGAACUGUUAGCAAGGCUCACAAUUCAUAUGGAUGAAGAACUGCGUGCUCUGGCUUUCAAUACUCUGCAGGCACUAAUGCUUGAUUUUCCAGAUUGGCGGGAGGAUGUUCUUUCAGGAUUUGUUUAUUUCAUUGUUCGAGAAGUGACUGAUGUCCACCCCACGCUUCUUGAUAAUGCCGUCAAGAUGUUGGUGCAAUUGAUAAAUCAAUGGAAGCAAGCAGCCCAGAUGCAUAACAAGAACCAGGACUCCCAGCAUGGUGUAGCCGAUGGAGCCGCUCCUCCUCCUCCUCUGGAGAGGAGUCUGAAUUCCAGCGUGUUCCACGUCGUCGAAGGGUUUGCCCUGGUCAUUCUCUGCAGCACUCGGGCUGCCACGAGGAGGUUAGCUGUCAGUGUCCUUAGAGAAAUACGGACGUUAUUUGCACUUUUGGAAAUACCUAAGGGUGAUGAUCAAUUAGCCAUAGAUGUGAUGGACAGAUUGAGCCCCUCCAUUCUGGAGAGCUUCAUACAUCUCACGGGGGCCGACCAGACGACACUGCUGUAUUGCCCUCGCUCAAUAGAUUUGCAAACAUUAGCAGAGUGGAACUCUUCCCCAAUCAGCCACCAGUUUGAUGUGGUCAGUCCAUCACACAUAUGGAUAUUUGCACAUGUGACCCAAGGACAAGACCCCUGGAUUAUCAGUCUCUCCAGUUUUUUAAAGCAAGAAAACCUCCCCAAACACUGUCCUACAGCCGUGAGCUAUGCUUGGAUGUUUGCAUACAUGAGGCUUCAGUUGCUGUCCCCACAGGUGGAUAUAAAUAGCCCCAUCAAUGCUAAGAAAGUAAAUGCAACCACAAGUAGUGACUCAUACAUCGGCCUGUGGAGAAAUUACCUGAUUCUUUGCUGCAGUGCGGCAACAUCCACCCCCUAUUCAGCAUCUACAGGUUCAGUGAGGUGCUCUCCGCCCGAGACGCUGGCGUCCACCCCUGAUAGCGGCUGUAGCAUUGACUCUAAAAUUAUUGGCAUCCCGUCCCCUUCGUCCCUGUUUAAGCACAUAGUUCCAAUGAUGCGCUCUGAGAGCAUGGAAAUCACUGAGUCCCUUGUUCUAGGCCUUGGCAGGACCAACCCGGGAGCUUUCAGGGAACUAAUAGAGGAAUUGCAUCCCAUAAUUAAAGAAGCACUUGAAAGAAGGCCAGAGAACAUGAAGCGGCGCCGGCGCCGGGAUAUUUUACGAGUACAGCUGGUACGAAUAUUUGAACUGUUGGCAGAUGCUGGUGUCAUUAGUCACAGUGCAAGUGGUGGCCUCGACCAUGAGACGCAUUUCCUCAACAACACGUUGCUGGAGUAUGUAGACUUAACCAGACAGCUCCUGGAGGCCGAAAACGAGAAAGACCCCGACACCCUGAGGGACACACGUUGCCAUUUCAGUGCCUUAGUGGCGAGCAUCAUUCAGAACGUCCCAGUGCACCAGAGAAGAAGUAUUUUUCCUCAACAAAGCCUUCGUCACAGUCUGUUUAUGCUGUUCAGUCACUGGGCUGGUCCUUUUAGCAUCAUGUUUACGCCUUUGGACAGAUACAGCGAUAGGAAUAUGCAAAUUAAUAGACAUCAAUACUGUGCAUUAAAGGCUAUGUCUGCUGUCCUCUGUUGCGGCCCUGUCGCAGAUAAUGUGGGCCUUUCAUCCGAUGGCUAUUUGUACAAGUGGUUGGAUAACAUUUUGGACUCUCUGGACACAAAGGUCCAUCAGCUGGGCUGUGAAGCGGUCACCUUACUGCUGGAGCUGAACCCUGAUCAGAGCAACCUGAUGUACUGGGCGGUGGAUCGCUGUUACACUGGCUCUAAGAGGGUGGCCGCCGGCUGCUUUAAGGCCAUCGCCAACGUGUUCCAGAACAGGGAUUAUCAGUGUGACCCAGUGAUGCUCCUAAAUCUGAUACUGUUUAAAGCAGCCGACUCGUCCAGAAGUAUCUAUGAAGUGGCCAUGCAGCUCCUGCAGAUACUGGAACCGAAGAUGUUUCGCUAUGCCCACAAACUGGAGGUCCAGAGAACCGAUGGCGUGCUCAGCCAGCUCUCGCCUCUGCCGCACCUCUACUCCGUGUCUUACUGCCAGCUGUCAGAGGAGUUAGCCAGGGCGUAUCCCGAGCUCACUCUCGCCAUGUUCUCAGAGAUAAGCCAGAGGAUCCAGACGGCGCAGCCGGCCGGGCGGCAGGUGAUGCUGCACUACCUGCUACCGUGGAUGAACAACAUGGAGCUGGUGGACUUGAAGCCUCUGCCCACGGCACGGCGGCCUGAUGGCGGCGACGGCGACGACGGGGACGCACUGAAAGACCCGGAGCUCAUGGUGACCAGCAGGCGCUGGUUACGGGGAGAAGGCUGGGGGUCCCCGCAAGCCACCGCGAUGGUUUUGAACAAUCUGAUGUACAUGACAGCCAAGUACGGCGAUGAGCUGGCCUGGUCGGAGGUGGAGAAUGUGUGGACCACACUCGCAGAUGGCUGGCCCAAAAACUUGAAGAUAAUUUUGCACUUUUUGAUUAGCAUCUGUGGAGUGAACAGUGAACCAAGCCUCUUGCCUUACGUGAAGAAGGUCAUCGUGUACUUGGGCCGAGAUAAAACCAUGCAGUUGCUGGAAGAACUGGUGGGCGAACUACAGCUGACGGACCCCGUCAGUUCUGGAGUCACCCACAUGGAUAACCCCCCGUAUUAUCGCAUCACCUCCAGUUACAAAAUCCCUUCUGUCACCUCAGGUACUACUUCCAGCAGCGAUACAAUGGUAGCUCCCAUGGAUGGCAAUCCCGACCCCAAGCCCAUAAAGGAGAGCAUUGAAGAGAGCUAUGUGCACCUGGACCUCUACAGUGGACUAAACAGCCAUUUAAACCGCCAGCACCACAGACUGGAAUCCCGAUACAGCAGCAGCUCUGGGGGAUCUUAUGAAGAAGAAAAAAGUGAUUCAAUGCCACUUUAUUCUCACUGGCGCCUGAAAGUGAUGGAGCAUAAUCAAGGAGAGCCAUUACCCUUCCCACCAGCUGGAGGCUGCUGGUCGCCACUGGUGGAUUACUUGCCUGAAACGUCAUCACCAGGAUUACCUCUUCACAGGUGUAACAUAGCCGUGAUUCUCUUGACUGAUCUCAUCAUUGAUCAUAGUGUGAAGGUGGAAUGGGGAAGCUACCUCCAUCUUCUUCUUCAUGCAAUUUUUAUAGGGCUUGACCACUGGCACCCUGAGGUAUAUGAACAUUGUAAGCGCCUGCUUCUGCAUUUACUGAUAGUGAUGGGAUCCAACAGUAACGUCCGGACUGCUGCUUCUGUCCUUCUCAGGAACAAGGAGUUUAAUGAGCCCAGGGUGCUGACUGUCAAACACGUGGCACACUUAGAUUCCUCUUUCACAGGUGUGAAUGAUUUUAUACCCGAUUACCAGCCCUCCCCCAUGACUGACUCAGGGCUUAGCUCAAGUUCUACCUCUUCUAGUAUCAGCUUAGGAAAUAGCAGCGCUGCCAUGUCACACCUGCACGCCACGCUCCUCAAUGAGGCGGACAUCUCAGUGGAGCAGGAUGGGAAAGUGAAAGGCCUCAUGGAGUUCAUUACCUCAAGAAAAAGAGGGCCGCUCUGGAGCCACGAGGACGUCUCCGCCAAGACCCCGAGCAUCAGGAGCGCCGAGCAGCUCACUGCGUUCCUGAAGCACGUGGUGGCCGUGUUUAAGCAGUCGAGCGCAGAAGGAGGUCACCUGGAGCAUCACCUCAGCGAGGUGGCCCUGCAGACAGCACUGUCCUGCUCUUCUCGACACUACGCCGGGCGGUCGUUCCAGAUUUUCAGGGCCCUGAAGCAGCCCCUUUCUGCAGCCACACUUUCCGAUGUCCUCUCCAGACUCGUGGAGACGGUGGGGGACCCAGGAGAAGAUGCCCAGGGUUUCGUGAUCGAGCUUCUGCUGACAUUGGAGUCUGCAAUCGACACUUUGGCCGAGACCAUGAAGCAUUAUGAUCUCCUUUCUGCACUUUCUCAAACCUCAUACCAUGACCCUAUCAUGGGAAACAAGUAUGCAGCUAACAGGAAAAGCACUGGACAACUCAAUCUAAGCACAAGUCCCAUGAAUAGUAGCAGGGAUUUGGGAUAUAACAGUAAUGCAAGAAGUAACUCUUUGAGAUUAAGUUCGAUCGGUGAGCGGCGAGGUGACCGGCAGCGGAGUCACACACUGGAUAUAAUGGACGGACGGAUAAGCCACAGCACUAGUUUAGCGAGGACUAGAAGCCUUUCCUCCCUGCGAGAGAAAGGAAUGUAUGACGUGCAUGCCACUACUGAGCCCACCAACCUGAUGGCCACCGUCUUCUGGAUCGCAGCCUCGCUGUUGGAAUCGGAUUAUGAGUACGAAUACCUCCUGGCUCUGAGGCUUCUCAACAAACUGCUUGUCCACUUGCCUUUGGACAAGUCAGAGAGCCGGGAGAAGAUUGAAACCGUCCAAAGCAAACUGAAAUGGAAGAACUUCCCGGGCCUUCAGCGGCUCUUCCUGAAGGGCUUCACCUCCGUCUCGACCCAAGAAAUGACCGUGCACCUGCUCAGCAAACUCAUCGCUGUCUCCAAGCACACGCUGGUGGACCCCUCCCAGCUGUCAGGCUUUCCUCUUAACAUCCUUUGCUUAUUGCCUCACUUAAUCCAGCAUUUUGACAGCCCAACUCAGUUUUGCAAAGAAACAGCUAGUCGAAUAGCAAAGGUGUGUGCAGAAGAAAAGUGCCCCACCCUGGUCAACCUGGCUCACAUGAUGAGCUUGUACAGCACACACACGUAUUCCCGAGACUGCUCAAACUGGAUCAACGUCGUGUGUAGAUACCUGCAUGACUCCUUCUCAGACGCCACCUUUAGCCUUGUGACUUACCUUGCAGAGUUGUUGGAGAAAGGGUUGUCCAGCAUGCAGCAGUCAUUACUGCAGAUCAUCUACAGUCUUCUGAGCCACAUUGACCUCGCGGCUGCCCCAGUCAAGCAGUUUAACCUGGAGAUCAUAAAGAUUAUUGGCAAAUAUGUACAGAGUCCUUACUGGAAGGAAGCCCUCAACAUCCUAAAGCUGGUGGUGUCUCGCUCCGCAAGUCUUGUCGUGCCCAAUGACGUCCCCAAGACCUACGGAGGGGAUAUAGGUUCUCCAGAGAUCUCCUUCACGAAAAUUUUUAAUAAUGUCUCCAAAGAGUUGCCUGGGAAGACCUUAGAUUUUCAUUUUGAUAUAUCUGAGACACCCAUCAUUGGAAACAAAUACGGGGACCAGCACAGUGCAGCCGGGAGAAACGGGAAACCGAAAGUCAUCGCCGUCACUCGAAGCACUUCGUCAACGUCUUCAGGCUCCAAUUCUAAUGCCUUGGUUCCCGUGAGCUGGAAGAGGCCGCAGUUGUCACAGCGGCGAACAAGAGAAAAGCUAAUGAACGUCCUAUCCCUGUGCGGUCCAGAGUCUGGCCUCCCGAAGAAUCCGUCUGUGGUAUUUUCUUCCAACGAGGAUUUGGAAGUAGGGGACCAGCAGACCAGCCUAAUUGCUGCGCCAGAAGACAUCAUCCAGGAGGAAGAGGUCGCGGUGGAAGACAGCAGCAGCGAGCAGCAGUUUGGCGUUUUCAAGGAUUUUGACUUUUUAGAUGUGGAACUGGAAGAUGCAGAGGAGCUGCAGGGAGAGAGCAUGGACAAUUUCAACUGGGGAGUGCGCAGGCGCUCGCUGGACAGCAUCGACAAAGGGGACACGCCGUCCCUGCAGGAGUACCAGUGCUCCAGCAGCACCCCCAGCCUGAACCUGACGAACCAGGAGGAUACGGACGAGUCCUCGGAAGAAGAAGCGGCGCUCACCGCCAGCCAGAUCCUGUCCCGCACACAAAUGCUAAACAGUGACUCGGUCACGGACGAGACCCUGCCUGACCAUCCCGAUUCACUUCUGCAGUCGCAAGACUCCGCCAGCAGUGCCACCACAGAGGACGUACUUCCAAUCAGAGGAGAGACCCCAAGCGUGGAGCCUUCUCUAGAUAACGCUAACAGCCAGCUGCCUGAGGAUAUGAGUCCCCGAUUAAAAGAGGAACAGGCUAUUACAGGCUUUGAAGAUGAGGGGUCCUAUCUACUGCAAGAGCAGCAGGACUCUCUGGUGGGCCCGGGAAUUCUUGAUUUAGAAGAAACAGAAAUGCCAGAUCCUCUGGCAUCCGAGAGCUACCCUGGGUCAAUCUGUGAAGAGGACGUGACCUUAGCUUUGAAAGAGCUCGACGAACGGUGUGAAGAAGAGGAAGCCGACUUCUCCGGACUGUCUAGUCAAGAGGAAGACGAGCAGGAUGGUUUUCCCGAGGUCCAGACGUCCCCUCUCCCGUCCCCGUUCCUCUCUGCCAUCAUAGCCGCCUUCCAGCCAGCCGCGUGCGACGACGAGGAAGAAGCCUGGCGCUGCCACGUCAACCAGAUGCUGUCGGACACAGACGGCUCCUGCGCAGUCUUCACCUUCCAUGUGUUUGCCAGGCUCUUUCAGACAAUUCAAAGGAAGUUUGGAGACAUAACCACGGAGGCCAUCGGCUGUCUGGGCGGGAGUCUGCAGCGCAUUGGUACCAAAUUUAAAAGUUCCUUGGAGGUGAUGAUGAUGUGUUCCGAAUGCCCCACUGUCUUUGUGGAUGCUGAGACGCUCAUGUCGUGUGGCUUAUUGGAAACACUCAAGUUCAGUGUCCUGGAGUUGCAAGAGCACCUGGAUACGUACAAUGCCAAGAGAGAAGCAGCCGAGCAGUGGUUAGACAACUGUAAGAGGACGUUUCGUGCCAAAGAAGACACAUAUAGGCUGAACACAGAUGCACAGCAAAUGGAAUUUCUAGCAGAAGUGGAGCUCUGCCGGAGGCUAUACAAACUGCACUUUCAAUUGCUGCUUCUGUUCCAGGCCUACUGUAAACUCAUCAACCACGUGAACACAGUCAGAAAUGAAGCAGAGGUCAUCAACAUGUCAGAGGAGCUGGCCCAGCUUGAAAGUAUCCUCAAAGAAGCCGAGGCUGCUUCUGAACACGAAGACAUGGACGUUUCCACAGCCGCCCAAACGACAAUAGAGGCUGCCAUCCAUUCUUUAAUUGAAACCUUGAAGAACAGGGAAUUUGUAUCAGCUGUCGCACAGGUCAAAGCUUUCAGGUCUCUCUGGCCCAAUGACAUAUUUGGCGGCUGUGAAGAUGAUCCUGUGCGGACGCUGUUACACAUCUAUUUCCAUCAUCAGACACUGGGCCAGACAGGAAGCUUCGCCAUUAUAGGCUCUAACCAGGACAUGUCAGAAGCCAACUACAAACUGAUGGAACUGAAUCUAGAAAUACGAGAGUCUCUACGCACGGUGCAGUCUUACCAACUUCUAUCCCUGGCCAAGCCCAUCGGAAACCUGGUGAGCACUGGGUUCUGAGGGGCUUCAGGCACCGAGGAGGAAGGAAGUGAUCCUGGAGAGGAGAGGACGACGGCAGAUAUUAACCAAGCACCUUUUCGAACGCUCACCACUCAGCUGGACCUUCCUCUGGCAGUGCCCCCACUACAUGUUGUAACUAAUGCCAAGUUGUACCAGCUAAAUAAGUCAAGGAACGUCAGAGACAAAGACCGGAAGGUGAAAAUACCAUUUCUUUAUUUAACAGCUGCCAAUACCUCCCACAAUAACUGCCGGAAGAGUGGAUUUUUUUUCUUUUUCUUUUUGACUGACUUACCCUAGGUGGAAAGAAAAGGGCUAAAAGUGUUGCAUUACACACCCACUGCUUUCUGGAGACAGAGAAGCGUUCCAGGGGAGUUUGCAAUAAUGGCCUCUCCUCCGGAGACACUGGGAAGCAGGUGACAUGAGGCUGAAAUCAAGGCUGCUUGGUUUCACUGAAGACCUGCAGAGCCGCUGGGCUCCUGGCCAGCGGCGUGGCCACCGUCGAAGCCUCCUCAUGACGGGCGUGAUGAGCAUCCAGCCAGGUGGAGAUGGACAGGAGAAAAAAAGACUUGUUUGCAAAAACCAUUGAUUUUUUUUUUUUUCUUCCAACAUGCGGAACUAAGGGUUGGGGUUUUUCUGUUUUGUUGUGUUUUGGAGUCUGUGUAAGGAAUUCCGUGUGUGUGAGAGUUGGGUGUAUGGGUUCGUGACAGUCGUAUUUUCCAGGUGUGGAUGUGUGGUGACGACAUCCUCCUCCCACCCCACCCCACCCCCACCUUCAGCAUGCCUCAGAGCACUGCAAGAUUAUUUUUGAAAAAAAGUUUUAUUUUAUUAGCUCUAACUCUUCAUAGUGUGUACAUGUUAGAACAUUUUAAUAAUAUUCUAAGGCUGGGCUUCCCCAGGACUUUCAA